Messenger RNA from Arachis stenosperma, 4133 nucleotides. Its product is annotated as myosin-1. The transcript is spliced from 24 exons. Lineage: Eukaryota; Viridiplantae; Streptophyta; Magnoliopsida; Fabales; Fabaceae. Gene Ontology annotation, cellular component: cytoplasm; actin cytoskeleton; myosin complex. Bases 374 to 3907 code for a protein of 1177 amino acids. Gene Ontology annotation, molecular function: ATP binding; actin filament binding; microfilament motor activity. The record is from RefSeq and is a predicted model, not a curated record. Gene Ontology annotation, biological process: vesicle transport along actin filament; actin filament organization.
UAUUACUUUAAGCAUGGAGGAUUGAAAAAAAGCAAAAAGAGAAAAAAAGCUGCUUCUUUCAUACCACAAAUCACACUUCACAAAGACAUAAACUCUUUUGAUUUUGGAUUUGGAUGCUUCCUUCUAUUUUCCUUAGCAUCCAAACAUUCCCUUCUUCAUCCUCUGAACGCAUUUAGUUCAGAUUCUUCUUCGUCUUCUUCUUUACUGAGUUACCGAGUUCUGACUCGUUCAAUGCUCAACCACAAGACUUGUUCAACCUCGGCGACGUUCUGCAAGAUCUUAGCUUAAUCCUUCUUCGAUAACAUUACGGAGCGAUUCUUCACUUGUUUUCGGACUUCGAUCGUAGCUUCAUCUUACUCUUCUCUGAGGGAAGAUGUCUAGAACAUCCAGUGUCCCACCUGCCUUCCAAUCUAUCAAGUCAUUGCCUCCCGACUUCAAAGUUGCCAAUAAUCUGAAUGGUGGUUUUUCAAGCAAGAAUGGAGAUGUUAGAUUGAGAAGCGGUGAUCCAGUUCGAUCAAGUAGUCCUGCAAAUGGUGCACUAGUAGUGGAGGUUUCUAAGGAAGUUCACGACUGUGCUAGCAACAUGGAUGUUUUCGAUGAGGAUUCGCCUUAUAGUGGACAGGUUAGGUUGUUAGAAGAAGACAGGCCAUCAAAUGGGGAUGAAGACUCAGAAUCUGUUCCUUUGCCCCUCUCCUCAAAUUCUACAUCCUCUAGAGAAAGCAGGUGGUGUGAUACAACUCCUUAUGCUUCAAAGAAGAAGGUUCAGUGUUGGCUUCAACUUUCAAAUGGGAAUUGGGAGCUGGUGAAGAUAAUAACAUCUUCUGGAACUGAGUCUGUUGUUUCACUGCCUGAUGGGAAAGUUUUAAAGGUACACGAUGAAAGCUUAGUAUCAGCAAACCCUGAUAUUCUUGAUGGAGUGGAUGACCUCAUGCAACUUAGUUAUUUAAACGAACCUUCGGUUUUAUACAACUUACAAUAUAGAUACAACCAGAAUAUGAUCUAUACAAAAGCAGGGCCUGUUUUGGUUGCCAUAAAUCCCUUCAAGAAAGUUCCUCUGUAUGGUAAUGAUUAUAUUGAAGCCUACAAGCGUAAAAGAAUUGAAGGUCCUCAUGUGUAUGCCAUUACUGACACAGCCAUCAGAGAAAUGAUACGGGAUGAAGUAAAUCAAUCUAUAAUUAUAAGUGGCGAGAGUGGAGCAGGGAAGACUGAGACAGCAAAGAUAGCAAUGCAGUACUUAGCUGCCCUUGGUGGUGGAAGUGGAAUAGAGUAUGAGAUAUUGAAGACUAAUCCAAUACUAGAAGCCUUUGGUAAUGGAAAAACAUUGAGAAAUGACAACUCAAGUCGUUUUGGGAAGCUCAUUGAGAUUCACUUCAGUGAAACUGGAAAAAUAUGUGGUGCUAAUAUCCAAACAUUUCUUCUGGAAAAGUCUAGAGUUGUCCAAUGCAAUGAAGGUGAAAGGUCCUAUCAUAUAUUUUAUCAGCUAUGUGCUGGGGCGCCACCAUCUCUAAGGGAGAAGCUAAAUCUAAGAAGUGCUGAAGACUACAAAUAUCUUAGGCAGAGCAAUUGUUACUCAAUUGUUGGUGUUAAUGAUGCAGAAGAAUUUCGCAUAGUCAUGGAAGCACUGGAUGUUGUCCAUAUUAGCAAAGAAGACCAGGAGAGUGUAUUUGCAAUGCUUGCUGCGGUAUUAUGGUUAGGAAAUGUAUCGUUUACAGUGAUUGAUAAUGAAAAUCAUGUUCAAGCUGUUGAAGAUGAGGGGCUGUUCAGCGUUGCCAAGUUGAUUGGCUGUGACAUUGAAGAUCUCAAGUUUACAUUAACAACUCGCAAAAUGAAAGUUGGCAACGAUAAUAUUGUCCAAAAGUUGAAACUUUCUCAGGCUAUUGAUGCGAGAGAUGCUUUGGCAAAGUCAAUAUAUUCCUGUUUGUUUGAUUGGAUAGUUGAACAAAUAAACAAAUCUCUUGCUGUUGGUAAAAGACGCACAGGCAGAUCAAUAAGUAUUCUAGAUAUCUAUGGCUUUGAAUCAUUCAAUAGGAACAGUUUUGAGCAGUUCUGCAUAAAUUAUGCUAAUGAGAGAUUACAGCAACACUUCAAUCGUCAUUUGUUUAAGUUAGAACAAGAGGAAUAUAUACAAGAUGGGAUUGAUUGGGCUAAAGUUGAAUUUGAAGAUAACCAAGAUUGCCUUAAUCUUUUUGAAAAGAAACCAUUGGGCUUACUAUCCCUGUUGGACGAAGAGUCCACAUUCCCAAAUGGCACAGAUUUAACAUUUGCCAACAAGCUUAAGCAACAUUUGAAUUCUAAUUCUUGCUUCAAAGGAGAACGAGACAAGGCCUUUACCGUAUGUCAUUAUGCAGGGGAGGUAAUUUAUGAUACAACUGGAUUCCUGGAGAAGAACAGAGACUUGUUGCACUUGGAUUCCAUCCAACUUCUCUCCUCAAGUACAUGUCAUCUUCCUCAGAAAUUUGCGACCCAAAUGCUUACUCAGACUGAGAAGCCUGCAGUUGGUCCCUUACACAAGUCAGGUGGAGCAGAUUCCCAAAAGCUAAGUGUUGCCACAAAAUUCAAGGGACAACUAUUCCAACUGAUGCAACGAUUAGAGAGCACUACACCACAUUUUAUCCGCUGCAUUAAACCUAAUAACCUCCAAUCACCUGGAUUAUACGAGCAAGGCCUCGUACUGCAGCAGCUGAGAUGUUGUGGGGUCCUGGAAGUAGUUCGAAUAUCUAGAUCAGGCUUUCCCACUAGAAUGUCCCACCAAAAGUUUGCCAGAAGAUAUGGUUUUCUUCUCCUUGAAAAUGUUGCAUCUCAAGAUCCACUUAGUGUUUCUGUUGCAAUUCUUCAUCAGUUUAACAUUUUGCCAGAAAUGUAUCAAGUUGGUUACACAAAACUAUUUUUCAGAACAGGACAGGUUGGGGUGCUUGAAGAUACUAGAAAUCGUACGCUCCAUGGAAUUUUGCGUGUGCAAAGUUGCUUCAGGGGUUACCAAGCUCGUUUGUACCGCAAAAAUCUUUGGAGAUCAAUCACUACUCUUCAAUCAUUUAUUAGGGGAGAGAAAAGCAGAAAGGAAUAUGCAGCUUCAGUGCACAGACAUAGAGCUGCUGUGGUUAUACAAAAGAAGACAAAAACAAUAUUGGCGAGAAACAGAUUGAAGACUACCAUUGAUGCUGCAGUUGUCAUACAAUCAUUUAUCCGUGGUUGGUUAGUCAGAAGAUGCUCAGGGGAUCUAAGUUUACUGAAAUCUGGAGGCACAAAGACUAAUGAGUCAGAUGAGGUUCUGGUGAAGUCAUCUUUCCUAGCUGAAUUACAACGCCGGGUACUUAAAGCUGAAGCUGCCCUCAGAGAGAAAGAAGAGGAAAAUGACAUCCUACAACAACGUCUUCAACAGUAUGAUAACAGAUGGUCUGAAUAUGAAUUGAAGAUGAAAUCCAUGGAGGAAGUGUGGCAGAAACAAAUGAGAUCCCUACAAUCUAGCCUAUCCAUUGCAAAGAAGAGUCUUGCUAUGGAUGAUUCUGAAAGGAAUUCAGAUGCAUCUGUUAAUGCAAGUGAUGACAGGGAUUAUAGCUGGGAUAUGGGAGGUAAUCAUAGGCGCCAAGAAAGCACUGGAACAAGAUCAAUGAGUGCUGGUUUAAGUGUUAUAAGCCGGUUGGCCGAAGAAUUCGAGCAAAGGAGUCAAGUGUUUGGUGAUGAUGCAAAGUUCUUGGUUGAAGUAAAAUCUGGCCAAGUUGAAGCCAGUUUGAACCCAGACAAAGAACUUAGGAGAUUAAAGCAGAUGUUUGAAGCUUGGAAGAAGGACUAUGGAGCAAGACUGAGGGAAACAAAGGUCAUUUUGAAUAAGCUUGGAACUGAAGAUGGGUCAAUUGAGAAAGCCAAGAAGAAAUGGUGGGGAAGAAGGAAUAGCACAAGGAUGAGUUGAUUUAUUUUUCUUCUAAAUAUAUAUAAUAUAAUCUGAAAGUGAGGAAAAUACAAUAGGAAAGAUAAAAUAGGUGUAAUUGGGUUGGCUGUUGCUACUUGCUAGCCACCUUUCUUAUUUAUCAAAAAUUUCGGCAUACAUACAAGCUUGUGAGUUGUGAUUUGUGUAUAUCAUUCCCUCUCCUUUUUGGUAUGUCAAUUGCAUCUAUAUCGAAUUUUCUUUUGUUGUA